CUGAUCUCUAUAUCGGUGACAUUACUACAGGCGCGAAUGUGCUGCAAAUUAUUGCAGUGGAAUAGGAAAAUAUUAUAGGAAGGUUUAAUUAUAAUAUCUAAUGAAGUAAUUUUUUAAAAUGACAGCUUUGGCAAGAGAUCUAGUUGAAAAUAUUCACGAGAAAGAAAUGCAUUUCGACCAGCUGACAUACAACUGGGUUGAUAUCACAAAUGACUUCUUCAGUUCCGUGCAAAGCUUGGAAUUGGGUGAACUUUUGCACGAUGAAUUAUUCGGCCUAUUUGAAGCCAUGUCUGCUAUCGAAAUGAUGGACCCAAAAAUGGACGCCGGGAUGUUGUGCAAUCGAGGAAACAGCAAGCCAUAUUCGUUCAAACAGGCAGUAGACUCUGGGGCAUUAAAAUUGGAUAAUUUAACCUUGGCCGAAGUGAUCGGAAUCAUUGAUUCGACGUAUUCUUGCAUAGUCUCUUGGCUUGAAGGGCACAGUUUGGCGCAAACUGUGUUUACUAAUUUGUACUUGCAUCAGCCAGGUCAAAUAUUGGACAAGUCAUUGCGAACAUUUUGUUAUGCAAUUUAUAAGAUUAUUGAAAUUAUUAAAGACUGUAUUAACAAGGCUAUGGUUUUUGAGGAGGAAGAUUUCCAAAGCGUAACAUAUGGCUACAGAUUACAACAGGAUAUUACAGAGCAAAAGACUAUAGCAAUGCUGAAAGAGGUGGAAGAGGAACUGCACAGAAAAAGUAGAAUAAAACCAGUCGAUGAUGAGUCUAAUCGAGAAUAUAAUGAUGCUCUGGCCUUAUAUGCUAGAAUAAGGUUCACAAAGAUGUUUUAUCAAACCCUGUCGCUCAUGGGAAGGAAAGAGCAGCUCCAUCAAAACUUGGCUGAUUGUCAAAGGCUUUUAUCAAACUGCUCUGACAUGAUGCAGGUCAUGAUAAAAACUGUUUCUCGAGGUGUAAAAGCUGACGAAUUAUGCGAUCAUCCAAACAUUAUGGGUUUUGACCCUAUGGUAAAUCAGCGGUUAUUGCCUCCAACGUUUCCAAGAUACACGAAAAUCAAACCACGAAGUGAGGCCUUGGAGUACAUAGAUGAAUUAUUAAAUCGAUUGAAAACGGUCAGCAAAAUAACGGGGUACACUAGCUUCCACGGCGCUUUGGAUUUCUUUUUAGAGUUUUCACGCCAAAGCCCAUGCAUACUAUCCAGAUCCAUGCUACAAAUCGUUUACCUGCCUCUAACCAAUCGAGUUUUUGGAACUCAAAGUUUCGGUGAUGUAUUGAGAGAUGCUGCUAGGGCUUUUAUUGCUCCUCCAGCAUUAAUGCCGAAAAUCACACUACUGCAGAAUCACCAAGCAAAGGAUUAUGUUGAUGGGUUCUUGGGCCACUGUGUAUGCUUGUUCGGUAGUUUAGUGCAACUUAGUGGACACAAUCGAGCGCGGCAAAGAGAUAAACUGGCCCAUUUGUUAGAAGACUUUGCUGCUCUACAAGAUGAGGCUGAAAGAGUGGAUUCAUAUCUGCACACACUAUCUUUGAAAAGCGACACUCCAAGGCCACACUUGGCAUAUUUUGGCACAUGGAUAUUGUACCACACGUUGCGUGUGAUGGUUAUGUAUUUACUGAGUGGUUUUGAACUGGAAUUAUAUUCGGUCCAUGAGUAUCAUUAUAUAUUUUGGUACCUGUACGAGUUUUUAUACGGGUGGCUUAUGUCUGCAAUCACAAGAGCGGACUCCUUUCUCAUGGAACAAGAUAUUCAUAGUGAAACUCACAAAGGCAGAGGGGCUAAAAAAAGUGCUAAAAAUAAGAAAAAAAAAUCCACCCCUAGACCAUACAGUCUAGAAAUAUUAAUGUACCAAGCUAUGCAGAAUAUUUGUGGCGGAUACUACAAGGCGUUGAUGGGAUUUCGAAUGGAUAAAAAGAUUCCUCUACCCGAAUCACAGUUUGACUCGGAGCGAGUGAGAUACGAGCACAGGUUGUUGCCUUUUGCAUCAUUAUUAACUCCUCCACCAGUUCCUUAUCAGGAAUUUCUAGACAUGACAAGUGGGCAGAUGUUAAACAGAGAUGAAACUGUUACAAGUGAAAAGCAGUACCUGGCUGGUUGCGGACACUUUCAUCAGGCUAGAAAUAUGUUAGAAAGUGCUCUGUCCUUGUAUCCAGCAAAUGUGCAUACAGUUAAUCAGAUUAAUGAUUUACUCAAAGUAUCGAAGACGAAUUUUAUUGUCCUGAAACUUUUGGCUGGAGGACAUAAAAAGGAUUCGACGGAACCCCCGAUUUUCGAUUUUUCGUGCCACCAACAUUUUCCGUUGAUUAAACUCGCUUAGCUUGUUUUAUAGUUACCUCAAUAAAUUCCCUUACAUACAAUAGUUAUACAUACCUAUAUGUUUACAGUGGACUCUCCAUACCUACUUCUCGGCCCAGCUUCUCCUUGCAUACAGUACUAUACGAAUACGUACUUCACAGGGCAGCUCUAGAUUUGGAAGUAAACCGAGACUAGUCAGGGAAUCUUAUGGUUUUGAAAAAGUCCAGAAAUUGUGCUCAUCCAUUAAAAAAAUGUAUUUUUUCAGUGAGUGAUUGUUGUGCUUUACUCAAUGUUCUGUAGGUUUUGACAGCAAAUUUACAGAGUGAUAGUAUAACAUGUAUCAGGAAAGAAUAAUAGCACGUGAUCUAAAAUGGCGGUAGGAAUUGAAAGAGCGGAUUUUUUGAAUUUGUAACGAAACUUUACUCAAAUUUACUUAUAGAUAUCAGAGUGAACUGAAUUUCUUUUCAAACGGUUAUUGAAUUAUGGAGAGUCUAUUGUUUUUGUUUGAGGAUUAGUUAUGCGUCCAAGUAAUUUUCAUAUUUAUUAAAACUGUUUUGAAAGUUGUAAAAAAUGUUAAAAUUCUUUGUAUGUUUCUUUCCAUUCAUGCUUUCGCAUUCACGACAAAAAUUUCUGUAUCUCUGUAAAUAAACUAUAAUA
This is a messenger RNA of Neodiprion fabricii, 2937 nucleotides long. It is a transcript of the gene Naa35, whose product is annotated as N-alpha-acetyltransferase 35, NatC auxiliary subunit. Bases 119 to 2302 code for a protein of 727 amino acids. Gene Ontology annotation, biological process: N-terminal peptidyl-methionine acetylation. Lineage: Eukaryota; Metazoa; Arthropoda; Insecta; Hymenoptera; Diprionidae. The record is from RefSeq and is a predicted model, not a curated record. Gene Ontology annotation, cellular component: NatC complex. The transcript has 10 exons.